This is a messenger RNA of Ixodes scapularis (black-legged tick), 5841 nucleotides long. RefSeq lists its product as uncharacterized. The record is from RefSeq and is a predicted model, not a curated record. Bases 1716 to 3221 code for a protein of 501 amino acids. The transcript is spliced from 2 exons. NCBI's taxonomy places the organism in Eukaryota, Metazoa, Arthropoda, Arachnida, Ixodida, Ixodidae.
GCGCCCUAGGCGCUCCCCCUUAGGGAAGUAUUCUCCCCUUCCGUCUUCAUCUUUCCUUCGUUGAUCGGAGCGACGAGUCGUAAGUUUCAUCGCUCUUCGAGCCUUUUCUUUGUUCUCCGGAGAUUUCAACCGAUAGAACUCGGAGAGGCUCACUCUCGUCAAGAGAUUGACUUCGCCUUCUGCGAGGUUUAGAAGAAACUUUAUCCGACCGCUGAGUAAACAAUUUUGAACCUAUUUGUCGCACGUCCGCUAUCGGUGCUAGGCCUAAGUUCUCGGGCCCCGGCCUCGAACAAAGGCAGUGGAGUUUCAAGCAGCGGAGUUUUAGUGGCUUGAAGGACCCGUUCCCGCUCACGUCCUAUGGGCUCCGGCUCCGGACAAAGCAGGACUAUUUUCGGUUUACAAUAGGGUCCGAUCCCCCUUGUUGUUCUAUGGGCCCCGGCCCCGAACAGAGGCGGCGAUCUUAAACUACUUCCGGCGUCCUCGCUCGCGUCCUAUGGGCUCCGGCUCCGGACAGAGCAGGACUAUUUUCGGUUUACAAUAGGGCCCGAUCCCCCUUGUUGUUCUAUGGGCCCCGGCCCCGAGCAGAGGCGGCGAUCUUAAGCUACUUCAGGCGUCCGCGCUCACGUCCUAUGGGCUCCGGCUCCGGACAGAGCAGGACUAUUUUCGGUUUGCAAUAGGGCCCGAUCCCCCUUGUUGUUCUAUGGGCUCCGGCCCCGAGCAGAGGCGGCGAUCUUAAGCUACUUCCGGCGUCCCCGCUCGCGUCUUGGGAGCUGCGGCUCCAAACGACGCAGCGCGGUCUUAGACAGUCACAAGGGCUAUUCAAUAAGCCAAACUGUCCGAUCCCCCUUGUUGUUCUAUGGGCCCCGGCCCCGAACAGAGGCGGCGAUCUCAAGCUACAUCCAGUGCCCCCACUCGCGUCUUGGGAGCUCCGGCUCCGGACAACGUGGCGCGUUCUUGAACAGCCUCAAGGGCCACACUUAGCACCUUUAUCCCUUUCGUUCGACAACGGAGAUCAGUGCGGCGGUAAUCGUUUCUAACCGAUAUGUGACUUUCUUGGGCUUCUCAGAUGUCAACCGCCGAGAUCGUGGAGCUCCAACGAACGGUGGCGAACAUCGCUACUUCGGUAGCGGUGCUCACCAACCGCCUCCCUCCGUUAGCCACGGAGGAUGUCGAACUCCGACAUAGUGAGCGGAGCAACUCGCCAGACCUGGACCCUUUGGGUCCCGCUGACGAGCCCCAUGCCUGGUUGGGGAGACCGACGGAGGGCCGUCCCCGGGAGGUGGACCCUGCCCUCCUCGACUUCCUCAAAGAGCACUGGGGCCCCGAAGGGCGCGCGGAGCGGUGCAGGGCGGCCCUGACGAGCUUCCCGCGACCGCGGCUCCCCUUCGCCACAGUGCCGGAGUUAAAUCCGGAAAUGAAGGCCCUGGCGAAGGAGAGGAGCCGCCGUCCAGAGGGUGGCUCGGAAGGGCCCGCCAACGUCGCUGCCCGGGACCAGGCACUCCGAGAAAGCCAAGACGGAGUGGCCGCUGCUAUGGGGCCACUGGUUGGCCUAUUAGAGAUUGGCCUCACGGAGGAGGCCAUUGAUAGAAAGACGGUGGCUGACCACGUGGGGGCAGCUACCGCCCAUCUCGGGCGGCUCUUCGCGUCGCUCUCCCGCGAGCGCCGGGAGGGGGUGAUUGCACGAGUGGCCCCAGAUCUCCGCCAGAUGGUGGCCCAUGACGGCGGGGACGAGGGAUCCCCACUGCUGUUUGGAGAGGGCUUCCUGGGGCAGCUGCGAACGCGGAACGAGACCAUCAAGGUCCUCCGGGAAGCCCGCCAACCGCCCCCUCCCGCCGCGGAGCCAGCAGCCAAGAGGUCCCGCAGCUCGGCUGCCCCAGGGACCAGUGCCCAGAGCCGGAGUGUGGGCCGGCAGCCCUUUCACGGGGGGCCCCCUUCCCGAGGCUACACGAGGGGGGCCUACCUCCGCCAGGGACAUCGAGGCAACGGUAAGCCCGCACCUCUUAGCACUGCCGCCCGCGGGCCGACUGGCAUAUUGCCGCGAAGCGUGGAGGUUACUCACCCACGAUGCUUGGGUCCUUCAGACAACACAGGGGUACAAGCUGGAGUUUGCACAGGUACCAGCGAUUCAAGGGUUGCACAACGUGCCGACCCGAGGGCAGUCAAAUCAGGUCCGGGAGGCAGUGUCCGAGCUGGUCAGAAAGGGAGCGGUCUCUCGGGUACCACCCUCCGAAGUGAAGUUCCUCUCCCCCUUCUUCAUAGUACCAAAGAAGGACAACAAGAUGCGCCCAAUUCUAGAUCUCCGACAACUAAACGAGUCGGUGCAACACAACCACUUCAAGAUGGAGGGGUGGCACUCUGUGAGGGAUCUUAUCCAGCAGGGCGACUCCAUGAUACGUAUCGACCUGAAGGACGCAUACCUGUCUGUCCCAAUCUGCCACCAGGACCGCCCCUGGCUCGGCUUCCGAGAGGGGGACAGGGUCUACCGUUGGAACGUGCUGCCAUUUGGCCUCAGAUCGGCACCGAGAGUUUUCACAAAACUACUGAAACCAGUCGCGGCCUAUCUCCGGUCCAAGGGACUUCGCAUUGUCAUGUUCUUGGACGAUAUCCUUGUCAUGGACCAAUCCCCCUCCCUACUCGCAAACCAGGGACAUCUAAUCGUGAACCUCCUACAAAACCUGGGUUUUGCCGUAAACUUGGAGAAGUCGGUACUGACACCAGCCCGGGACUUGUUGUUUCUGGGACUAUCGAUAGACUCGAGACGAUUGACGCUCGAGCUCCCUGGAGAGAAACUCGCCAACCCGUUAGACCACCUACAGCAGAGGCUAGAGCAACCGGUGAUCUCGGCCCGCCAAGUCGCAAGCUUGGCGGGACAACUGAAUGCAUGCCUAAUGGUACUGCCGGAGGGUUCCUUUUAUAUCAGGAACCUUCAAACAGAUUUGAGACGGGCCCUACAGAGAGGUACAUACACGACCACUCUUACACUAUCCAGGGACACGCGGCAGGACUUAGCGUGGUGGAUCCGAGCACUGAGGAAGACCCCAAGGGACCAGAUCAAGACACCCCCAGUAGUACAGACGAUACAGUCGGACAGCUCGCUGAAGGGGUGGGGAGCAUGCUCGGAGGGGUGGACGAUCGGGCAUCACUGGACACCACUCCAAUCCACUUGGCACAUCAAUGCCCUGGAGCUGAUGGCAGCCUUCCUGGCCCUUCAGCCCCAGUAACGACUGGUCCUGCUCCGGACCUACCUCCUGCCCCGCCUCUUCCCUUGGUUGGUCCCGGGUCGCUGGUCCUGCGGCCUCCUGAAAAAGCUGGACACCAGGGUCAAAGCCUCCACGCCGGCCUGGCUCGACCUCCCCCACGACACACCACUGGGGUACUUCCAUGCCCCGGUGGGGGAGGGUGGGCUAGGAGUGGUGUCCUUGCGGGCCUUAAUACCAUCAAUGCGCCUGCUGCGACUGGACGGGCUGCGGUUCUCCGACCAUCCAGGGUGUGCUCCGGCCUUGGAGCUGCCCCUCCUGGCUGGCUUCCGCCGGAGAGCGCUGGCGGCCUGCUGCUACCAGGGACAGAAGCUCCUCAACAAGAAGUUGGUCCAAAAGAUGUGGACCGAUCUCCUGCACUGAAGUAACGACAGGGCCGCCUUGCGCGACUCCGGCGAAGUCCCGGGAGCACACCGCUGGGUGUCUGAGGGGACCCGUCUCCUGCGUGAACGACAAUUUAUGAACCUGAUCAAGCUCCGAAUAAACGCCAUGCCAACCCUUGAAAGGACCAGUCGAGGCCGUGGUGUGGACGUUUCCUGUCAGGCCGGCUGCCGAGCUCCAGGGAGCCUGGGACUUGUCCUCCAGUGCUGCCGCAGGGGACACCGUGGUAGGGUGAAGAGGCACAACCUCGCCCGCUACGUGUGUAACUGCCUGAAACAGCUUGGAUGGAUGGUCCUCUGGGAGUCGCACUUCCCUCUGCCCGACGGGACACUGAAGCCCGACUUGGUCGCCUUCAAGGAGCAAGACGCCCUUAUCCUGGACGCCCAGGUCGUAGGAACGGGCAUGGGUCUCUGCUUCCUGCACCAUCAGAAGGUGGCCGAAUACUUGGGGCCACUACUGCAACUCUCAGCUCGAGCCGGACGGAGCAGCACUCUACUAACCUCCACCAUCACCCUCAACUUCAGGGGCUGUGUGGUCUGCAGAGAGUGCCCGGGACCUCCUUAGUCUCGGGUUGACGCAAAACGACCUGAAGCUCGUGCGAAGGCAGCGAAGGUCUGACAGGAACGUGCGAACAUUUCUCGGCGAAGGCAGCGAAGGUCAGCACACGAGACCUCUCUUGCCGAGGCGACGCAAGCGGACACGACCGGUCGACUGCUCGCGUCGCAUUCUCAUGUUUAAACAAAUCUAAAAUGUUACUCUGGACCAAAAAAACUUGUUUUUUUCUCAAGUUACAGUUACAGUGUCUGAAAUAAAAAUUGUGACUAUGUUGGUGGCGUUCCAAGCGCGAUAUGCUUGGGCUUUUUCGUCGCGGUGGUGAAACGCUAUUCUAGAACUAGGGAGUUUUAGACAACGUAUGCAAUUUUAGCACACGCUAACGCUAGAUUUAGCGCUUGCGUUAGCGCACGCUACGCAAGAGUUUUAGAAUAACGUUUCUCCGCCGUGACGCAAAAGCCCAAGCAUCUCGCGCUUGCAACGCCACCAAGAUAGUCAAUUUUUAUUUUCACAAACGAAAUGCUGUAACUUUCCUGCCCAGCAUUCCUUCCAGAAACUUCUCUUUCCUAGAAAUUCAAUCACUUUUCUCCGGCCUCCUUUUUAUGAAAGAUUUCACUUCAGCAAACUUUCCCUUGUCGUUUGUUUUGACAACAGGAAUUCAAAAUUCAUUCAGUGGACUUCCUCAGUAUUUCUGCAUGAUGGGCAGGAAGCAAAGGGUGACUACACCAAGCAAUACCCAGAUUUUGGAAUGACUGGCUUGUUUUUAUAAGCUCUGAACCCAAUGACACUGAAACCCCCCAAAACUCGUAUUUUUGUGUACCACGAAUGAAAGCUACAAAAAGUGCAGAAUAUGUGGUAAAAAAAUAAAUUUCAGAAAAGCCCUCCCAUUUUGCACAAACAUAAACUUCGCAAAUGCAGGGCCGUACACAUGGGUGACCAAAAUGGCAACUGGUGAGACAACCGGAAAAUGCCGGAAAAAGUGCCCACCCCACUUUUACUGAAAACUGGGAUAAUCUUGACAUGGGUGCUUGUCCAGUCAAACUGGGCACUUAAUGUAUAAUUUGCUAAAUACCCAAGUUUGUUUUAAAAAUGUUAAUAGUGGGCACUUCCAGAAUAUUUUACGAUAUGUCUCCAGCAGCAAGAUGCGAAAUUUGCCCCCUUGGGAAUGAAGUUGUGAAAGCAGGUUUAUACUGGAGCAUCCCAGCAUGAAGUGCAACAGUCUCUCUCCAGCACGGAGAGAGACACUGCCACGUUUGGGCAGCCCCAAAAUAUUAACGAGGGUUGGUUUCUUCUCACUUGCCUUCUCUGUCACUGUCCGUGGGUCUUACUCAUUUCUUACUGCACACUAUUAUUUUCAAACAAAGUAGGGCAAAGCUGCAUAAGCUUGACGACAAAGGAGAGAAUUGUGCAUUGGUGAGGCUGAACUCGGGCAGCACAGUCAACGAGUAAAACACAACAAACAACCCUCAGUAAAACUUUCUUUUCGGUGAGAUUGAACUGAUCGGGUGAAGGAGUGUUUGGUGUACAUGACUUGCAUCGACGCCAUAUCGGCUGCUGUUUUGGUGACAGUGCGUGUACGUUCAACAGCAUGCAUUUUGCAGCACCAAAUUUGUUUUUCUUGGCCAGAAGCAGGAACGAGCACUAGCAUGGC